GUUUAAACCCGCAUAUCGGGGCUUUUGUAAAUGGACAUAUCGAUAAAUACCAUAUAAUAAUAUGCAAAAAAUAAUACACCAUAUAUUAACUAAGGAUUGGUGGACACAUUUAGAUAAGCUGUAAAGUGAGCUGGAAGCUCUCGAGUUCAAGAUGACGAAUGCGGUUUGCGAGAGCCACAACAAAUCGUGGUUUGUCAUACACAAAUGUCGCCUGCGAGCAGUUAAUCGGGAUAAAACAACUUUGAACAUUAAUGGAACUGUCCUGCAUCCUGCCUACGAUAUUUUGGUUAAGGCGCAAAUAUUAAAGAAAGCAAAUGGCUAUAAGCCAUGGCUCUACAAUAUGAACAUCGAUGUUUGCCGUUUCCUGAGGAAACCCUACAACCCCGUUGCAAUAGUUAUUUUUAAAAUGUUCAAAGAGUUUAGCAACUUUAACCAUACAUGUCCCUAUAUGGGCCCACAAAUCGUUGAUGGAUUUUAUCUCAGAUGGAACACUUUGCCAAAUUUUUUGCCAACAGGAGAAUAUCAAUUGGCUAUGACCUGGUAUUUUGAUAAGAGACCACAAUUUGUGUCGAACAUCUACUUUAACUUCAAGGAGGAUUUGUGAGAGUAUCUAUAAAUAAAGCAACACGAAAAUCUACAGCAACAUCUGGUGAGCCUUGCAUUAUUUUCAUUUCAAAUCGAUACAAAAAUAUAUUCUUUAAGCUAAUUACGUUAAUUGAACCUUUUUAAACGGAAUCAAUUAGUUGACGUG
This is a messenger RNA of Drosophila montana, 751 nucleotides long. RefSeq lists its product as uncharacterized. The transcript has 3 exons. NCBI's taxonomy places the organism in Eukaryota, Metazoa, Arthropoda, Insecta, Diptera, Drosophilidae. The coding region runs from base 152 to 604 and encodes 150 amino acids. The record is from RefSeq and is a predicted model, not a curated record.